GACUCGGAGAAUGCGGCCAUGAUGCGUUUAGACAAGAGUAUGACAAAGAUGAAUAUAAUGGACUUGUUAACGGGUAUAAUACUGUUUAAUUCUGAUAUACCAAAUUUGAAGCAACCAGAUCAAAUCAAGCAUCAAAGGGAGACAUUCAUUGACAUAUCUUAUAUUGGGAUCAACUCUUGUGGCAAUACUUUUGCGGUCAUAUAUCGGGAAGCGAUGGCCGAAUCGGUUGACAAGACAUGUGGUGUUUGUGGCGAUAAAGCCAUCGGGAAUGGCGACAAACAGUUACUCCCUGUUGCUGCAACUGAAAUUCUCGGAAACGUUGCCAUUCAGAAGGAGUCACCGGUGUGUGAGGGCAGAGCCCAGACUGUGAUCAACGUUUAA
Molecule: messenger RNA, 381 nt
Organism: Medioppia subpectinata
Lineage: Eukaryota; Metazoa; Arthropoda; Arachnida; Sarcoptiformes; Oppiidae
Source: the annotation of a GenBank genome assembly